Asterias rubens (European starfish) is the source of this 2966-nucleotide messenger RNA. RefSeq names its product DENN domain-containing protein 1B-like. Gene Ontology annotation, cellular component: intracellular membrane-bounded organelle; cytosol. The transcript has 23 exons. Bases 91 to 2703 code for a protein of 870 amino acids. Gene Ontology annotation, biological process: endocytic recycling; endocytosis. Gene Ontology annotation, molecular function: guanyl-nucleotide exchange factor activity; phosphatidylinositol phosphate binding. Lineage: Eukaryota; Metazoa; Echinodermata; Asteroidea; Forcipulatida; Asteriidae. The record is from RefSeq and is a predicted model, not a curated record.
AUGGCUGACAAUAUUGCGGAAAGGAUGUGGAUAAAUAACUAGUUCACUGACGAAAGGAAGUUGCAAUUUUAACCCUUUAGGACCCGCAACAUGGGCUGCAGACUAAAGGAGAAUCCAGAAGGCCUUUUUGUCGCAUUCUUUGAAGUGGCUGCCCCUGUUGAUAAAAAGUCGGCUCCACAGAUCGUAUCCCAGUUCCCGGAUGAUUUUGUCGACAUUGGUGUAACCAAAGAGUUGCCAAAAUUCUGUUUCCCCUGUGACCUCAGUAGGUAUAAUCCAGCAGGUCAGCAUUUUACGUUUGUACUGACGGGACUCGACAAUAAACAGAGGUUUGGGUUCUGCCGGCACCCGCCUGGCGCCAAAACAUGUCUAUGCAUUCUAAGUUACUUGCCAUGGUUCGAGAUAUUCUACAAAAUUCUCAACCAAAUAGCGGAGCUCAAGCAUCAUGAUAAUAAUGAUGUCGCUGAUCAGCUGAUACUGAAGCUCUUUGAGGCUGAGGUUCCCAACGCCUAUACACAGUGUCAGAUCUCUAUAGCUGGUGACGUCCCAGUGGAGAUGAAAUUUGCAGGUCCAGAUAGCAAAGCAUUGCCUAGAAUACCUGACAAUCGGAACAUGGUGGAAUACUUCAGUGCAGUCAACCCCCUGAACAUGAUGACACUAUUUGCUAGUCUUCUAAACGAAAGGAGGGUCUUAGUUACUUCAGAAAAGCUGAGUAGGUUAGCAGCGAUAGUUCAUGGAUCUGCGUCCUUACUUUACCCCCUCUAUUGGCAGCAUAUCUACAUUCCAGUCAUGCCGGCUCAUCUCAUCGAUUACUGUUGCGCUCCGAUGCCGUUCUUCGUUGGUGUUCAUUCCUCGUUCAUGCCGCAAGUGCGCAAGAUGGCGCUGGAUGAGGUGGUUAUACUCAACGCAGACACCAACAAGAUUGAGACGCCAUUUGACGAUCUUCAAGCAUUCCCCCCAGAAGCUGUGAGUGAGCUGAAGAAGAAUCUUAAGAAUGAAAACCUCUUCUAUGGAGACGGAGUAGCCAGGUCCUUUCUCAAGACACUUGUUUAUCUACUAGGAGGAUACAGGGAAGCAGUCAGGAUCAAGACUGGCACUGAGAUCGGUUUUGAUCAGGAGGUGUUUGUACAAUGUAGAUCACGCAACAUGCAGCCAUUCUUAGAGAAAUUAUUACAAUUGCAACAUUUCACUCAGUUUAUAGAUGCGAGAGUGCAGCUGAUCAAAUCAGGGAUGCCCAUCAAUGAUCUCUUCGAGGAGGAAUUGGAGAUUGCUAAGCAAGACGGAAGUCUCUCCAGCAAGAAUUUGAAGGAGACAUUGAGGAUGCAUCUUAUAUCGGCUAGAACCGAUGGCAAAAAAAUGUUUAAAGAUGCUCAGAAAAAGGUACAACAGAGGAUGAUACAAGCCCAUGGUUCAAUAAGACCAAAGGCUAAUCCUGCGGCAAUGAAACAGAAGCUGAAAGAGACUCGGGACUUUGCCAACAAGCAGUUGAGCGGCAUGAAGACUAAACUCAUCAAGGGCAAGGAAACUGAAGAUCUUGACCUGCAGUCUAAGACCAACCACCGUCACACCACCUACCUAGACAUCUCUUUACCUCUCCCUGCCUCUAGCGCACCUACGUCACCCUCAGUCAGCCCAAAUCAAAGCCCGCUCAGUAUCCGAAGUCUGGAUGUAAGGAGGAAAACAACAAGCGUGAAAUCUUCGGAGGGAUAUUCCAGUCGACCAAUGACUAUGGCUGGAAUACCGAUCCCAAAUCGCCAACUGUCAGAUGACGCAAGUCCGCGUUUACCGCCCAAGAGUAAGACGAGAUCAUACCAGUCGUUUGAUCCCAGCGCCUUGGAGGCAAGCACGCAGGAAGAAGACCCACCCUCCGACAUGAACCUUCUAGACGAUCUCCAGGAGGUGCUGCAAAGCAUCUCAACAGGACAGAUACCAUCCGCCAAGGAGAGGAAGCUAUCAGCGGAUGAUACACCGGUUCCGAUGCCGCGACGGAAGAAAGUUGAGCGCCCACUCAUCCCUCCCCCGCCCAUUCCUCCAAGGCGAGAACGCCGGAUGGGCCCCACAUCAAACGAAACAUUGAUUGAUAUCAGUAAUGGUGAUAGGACUCAGAUCCAUGGUGACGGCUCCACCGUGGUGCAGAAUCCACUGGGAGUCGACUGCGAGGAUAACACCCUUGCUUUCCAGUCAGUCCACGUGAACAAUAAUGCUGGCAUGUCCUACAUGCAGGAGGAGAUCCCGCGAAACACGUCAGCGACAACCCUCCUGUCGGAUUACGGACUCAACUUCGGUGUACCACUCUCUGUCGAUCAAGAGAGGGCGCCAUCAUCCACGCAUAAUCUUUGCGUGCCGGGUCUCAGAGCCACCAGCAGCAGCCCAAACUUGGAGAGCUACACCUCCAGCAGGAAUCCCUCCCAACAGGUUCUAGUAGAGCAGCCUCCCGCGAGUACCCUUCCUGAUCUACUCUGUCCAGCCAACACCUUACCAAGACAAACCAUGAACCUGGUCCCAGUGUCGAGUGGACAGGAGAGGCUGCUGGCCAAACAGACACUCGGCCAGUACCAGGUUCACUCUCACAUACAGCAAGUCCCGCUACAGCCUGCUGCCGCGGCUGAGAACCCGUUUCAGGCCGCUGCCGGUUCCAAAGAUCCGUUUGCUGACCUUGUUUCAAUCCAACGACAGGGAGUAACGAGCCCUACGUGGAAAAAGUAACACCAUUCAAGAAGGAUGGCCAUGCUGCAUUAUGAACUACUGACCUUUGGCAAGCACCUUUAGUUAACCCUCCUCAUCCAUAGUAAGGUAUCCCCCUAUAACAAAUAUGACGCUGUGCAUCAUUAAAGGUAGGCUUUCGCUCUCUAUUUUUUUUUCUUCUCGGAAUUCCCUUCAGGAUACAACCCGGGCCAACUUUCAUGGAGCUGCUUAAGUGCAGAAAUUAGCUAAGCACAACAAAAUAAUGCUUACCAGAAUGAGGUUAC